Candoia aspera is the source of this 1014-nucleotide messenger RNA. Its product is annotated as olfactory receptor 14I1-like. Gene Ontology annotation, cellular component: membrane. Gene Ontology annotation, biological process: G protein-coupled receptor signaling pathway. The record is from RefSeq and is a predicted model, not a curated record. Gene Ontology annotation, molecular function: odorant binding; G protein-coupled receptor activity; olfactory receptor activity. NCBI's taxonomy places the organism in Eukaryota, Metazoa, Chordata, Lepidosauria, Squamata, Candoiidae. Bases 1 to 1014 code for a protein of 337 amino acids. The transcript has a single exon.
AUGGAUAAUGACACAACUGUGUUUCUUCUCUUGGAUUUCUCAAAACUUUGGAAGGUACAAAUCAUUUACUUAUCUUUAUUCCUGACAGUUUAUUUAAUGACAGUAACUGGGAACCUUCUCAUCAUCACUGCUGUUGUCUUUGACCACCACCUUCACACUCCCAUGUAUUUCUUCAUGAUGAAUUUAGCCAUGCAGGACAUUGGUUCAGUUUCAGUCAUUAUCCCUAAAGUUGUUUUAAAUUUUCUUACCAAUAGUAGGUAUAUUUCCUAUUCUGGAUGUGUUGCUCCGGUUCUAUUCUUUUUCUUCUUUCUGGCCUGUGAUGUUUCCCUCCUUACUGUCAUGGCGUAUGAUCGAUAUAUUGCCAUUUGUUAUCCAUUACAAUAUGGAAUUAUAAUGAACAGGAAGGCCUGCACCAAAAUGGUUGGCAGUUGCUGGACUGCCAGCGUUCUCAAUGCUAUAUUACACACUACUGCAACAUUCACUAUUCCUUUCUGCUCUAAUAUUAUCAAUCAGUUCUACUGUGAGGUUCCAUAUUUACUCAAGAUUGCCUGCUCUGGUUUAUAUGGAGCUGAAAUUGGAAUGGUAAUGUUCAGUUCUACAUUAGCAUUUGGUUGUUUUGUCUUUGUUAUUUUUACUUAUGUGCAGAUCUUCUCUGCUGUACUGAGAAUUCCUUCUGUUCACGGAAGGAAAAAGGCCUUUUCCACUUGUCUACCACACCUUAUUGUCUUCUCCCUAUUUUUGUUUACUGCUUGCUUUGCUUACCUAAGGCCCAUAUCUGACAGUCCAUCCCCUCCUGACUUCAUAAUUACAAUUAUGUAUUCCAUUAUUCCAUCCAUGUUUAAUCCAUUAAUCUAUAGCAUGAGAAACAAGAAGAUCAAAGCUGCUCUUUCAAGAUUUGAGACAAUACAAUUAUGCAUUCAUUAUAAAUACCAUUUUGAAAUGUGUUUGAAAUCCAUGCUUAAAAAGAUAGGGAUCAGAUUUUCUGAAAAAAAAAUAUUUUCAAAAUCACCAUAA